Molecule: messenger RNA, 2851 nt
Organism: Choloepus didactylus (southern two-toed sloth)
Lineage: Eukaryota; Metazoa; Chordata; Mammalia; Pilosa; Megalonychidae
Gene: SH2D4A
Product: SH2 domain containing 4A
Exons: 10
Coding region: 290-1636 (448 amino acids)
Cellular component (GO): cytoplasm
Molecular function (GO): phosphatase binding
Source: RefSeq, a predicted model, not a curated record
CAGGUGUGGGGCUGAGCCGGCGAGCGCGGCCGCGGCGGGCGGCGGGCGGCGGGUGUCCGGUGUCGGGUGUCGGAUGUCUGGAGCAGCCGGCAGGGUUUGGUGAAUGGCACUUUGGAUAGGAUCUUUGGUGCUAGAUCCCAGAAGCCAGUUUGCUGAAUCAGUCGCUCUGGGUUGCUGGGCUGUGUGAAGGUUUGUGGGCACACCCAGCUUCCAGCCCAGGUGGAGGCACACCUGGAAGCCAUUUUCAGGAACUUUUGCCACAGGUGUAAAAGACUCCAGAACUACGAAGAUGCUGAAACAGAUACUAUCAGAGAUGUACAUAGAUCCGGAUCUACUGGCAGAGCUCAGUGAAGAGCAGAAACAGAUCCUGUUCUUCAAGAUGAGGGAGGAACAGAUCCGACGAUGGAAAGAAAGAGAAGCAGCAAUGGAAAAAAAGGAGUCCUUGCCAGUGAAAUCCAGACCAAAAAAAGAGAAUGGCAAAUCUGUUCAUUGGAAACUGGGAGCCGAUAAGGAAGUCUGGGUCUGGGUGAUGGGUGAACAUCAUCUAGAUAAACCCUAUGACGUGCUCUGUAAUGAAAUUGCUGAGAGGGCCCGGCUGAAAGCAGAGCAGGAAGCAGAAGAGCUCAGAAAAACUCAAGCUAGAGAAGCCACCAGUAGCUUGAAAGCAAAAUCACAAUACUAUGAUCUGCAAGCAUCAAAUAACUGGGAGACUCAGGAUAUCUGUAGGAAAGUGGCAGAAGAGGAGAUGAGACCAGCACCAGCCCUUGGCGAUGAGAAAAUCCAAACACCCUCCAGUUCUUCAAGAAAUAUUCAACAAAUGUUGGCAGAUUCUGUCAAUCAUAUGAAGACAUAUGGAAUUUACCAGAAGAAAGAAUCCAUAAAAACAAAACAAGGUGAAGAAAUAAAACAAAUAGAUGAAGAGAAAACCAAGCAGAUUUAUAAGAGCUGGAAAGAAGAUUCCGAGUGGCAGGCAUCUCUGCGAAAAUCCAAAGCAGCUGAUGAGAAGAGACGCUCCUUGGCUAAACAAGCUCGGGAAGACUACAAGAGGUUAUCCCUAGCGGCCCAAAAAGGAAGAAGCAGUGAGGGACUGCAGAGCCCCCCAAGUGUUGCACAGAAACCAAAAAGACCCCCCCUUCCACCCAAGCCUCAUUUCCUAUACACAGUGGGAUAUGCUAGAAAGCCUCUUAGUAGAAAUGAGGGAGUGACGAGGACAGCUUCCAGCUCUGCCCAGGAGGACAUCAUCCGAUGGUUUAAAGAGGAACAGCUACCGCUGCGAGCAGGCUAUCAGAAAACCUCAGACGCCAUUGCUCCCUGGUUCCAUGGAAUUCUCACACUGAAGAGAGCAAACGAACUUCUGAGCAUGGGUGUGCCAGGCAGUUUCCUGAUCCGAGUCAGCGAAAAGAUCAAAGGCUACGCCCUGUCCUAUCUGUCCAAGGACGGCUGCAAACAUUUCCUCAUAGAUGCCUCUGCGGACUCCUACAGCUUCCUGGGCGUGGACCAGCUGCAGCACGCCACCCUGGCAGAUUUGGUGGAAUAUCACAAGGAGGAACCCAUAACUUCCCUGGGGAAAGAGCUCCUUCUUUACCCCUGUGGUCAACAGGAACAGCCACCCGACUACCUGGAGCUCUUUGAGUGACAGACUCCAGCUGUGUGUGUCAUCUGGCAACUUCCAGCGAGGCGUACCACUGGACAGCCCCUGAAAUGGACAUUUAUGUGUGGAGCCAGAAUCACCCUACAGCACAGUCAGUACCGACCAGCUGAAAGUAGCCUUGGAGUCUGGAUUGAAAUCUCUCUUCUGCAUAAACUCUAGAGUUUAAUGUGAAGAGAAAAUUACCUCUGCAAUAUAUGUACUCAGAAAUAAAGGGUGAAGAUUCCCAUUUCAGCAAUUAGAUAAAAUGAAGGACACAACCUUGAUGCAUACAAUGAACAAAGAAAAAACACCUUUUAGGAAUUAAGGUGUACUUCAAAACCACUGGCUUGUGUGAAUUACUUUCUGACCUCUACAUUCCCUCUUUGGAUCACCUUAAAAGGUUUCAGGGUCCUGUGUAGAUGAAGUCUGGUGCUGACUUAGGAAUGCUGGCCCCCAAAAAGCCUUUUUUGAUGGCCAAGACGAUCCUUAAAAUACACUUCCAUUAUUGCAUAUGUUGGAAAAAUAGAAAAACAGAAGUUGCAAAUAUAAAUUGAAUGAGAAGUUACAAAAUGUAAGAUAAGAGCCUUAACGUGUACAAAAAUACAUACGGAUUGUGUGAAAGUCAGGAACAUCUGAGUUUGUUUCUUCAUUCUGGAGAACAAAGGAUAAAACACAUGCACAUGUAAGGUGUUAUUUAUUAGUGGUGCAUAGACAAGAACAGAACAAUCAAGCUGUUUGGGUGAUACCCUAUGUAAUUAUAGAAUCUGAUGUGCAUUAUUUACCCAUUUGCUGCUGUAUAGUUCUCCCUCUUCAUAAUGAAGUGAAAAGGGAGUUGAAAAUCACCUCCCAACCACCUCUGUUUAGCCCUGGGACACAGAUAUGUUCAGACAGGAGCCUUCUGCCCUGCUGCACACACCUGUACCCCCAACCUCCGGCAACCCUCAGGCCAGAUCCAAUCAAGGGAAUAGACUGGACAGUGACCAAGGAGGCUCUGAGCCACCUGGGGUCAUUUUAUUGUGGAAGAUGGAGAUUUACUUGUACUUCAGGCCCAACCCCUGUGUCAGCGUUCUUUUAAAGUGCCUUUUAAAGAUAACAGAAUGAUAUAUCAGCUUGUUCAUGAAGUUGUCGGUUGUCUAAGAUACUCCUAGACAGUGUAAAAUGUAAUCAGAGAAGAGGGUGCUGUGUGUGUAUUUUCUUUCUUUUUUUUAAUAAGAAAGCUUU